AUGGAUUAUUUUGGGAAAAAUAUCAAGAUUUAUUAUCCCUGGAGCUUUCUCAUAAAUAAAUUCCUUUUUUCUUCUGAUUAUAAAUUGAUAUUUUUCUGAGAGCUUUUUAUAUUUCUUUUUCUAAUAAAUUAUAUAUGACAUCAAAAUGAAAAAUGGCUAAAAAAACAAUAUUUUUUGGUAAAAAAAAAGAAAAUUAACAAAUUCUUUUACAAAUUUUUACUUUUAAGACAGAAAAAUACCAUAUUUAAAGCUGCUUUUCUUUAG
Molecule: messenger RNA, 264 nt
Organism: Blepharisma stoltei
Lineage: Eukaryota; Ciliophora; Heterotrichea; Heterotrichida; Blepharismidae
Source: the annotation of a GenBank genome assembly